AAUUUUACAAGGGUCAAAGGGUGAUGCAGGUCAAAAAGGAGAGCCGGGUAACGACGGCAGAGGCCUGCCGGGCAAGAUGGGACCAAGAGGUUUAGUUGGGCCAACAGGGGAAACUGGUGUCAAAGGUCAAAAGGGUGAGCCAGGGGAGGCACCAGACGACUCCAACCAGCGGGUAGCAUUCACCGUGGUGAGGACGAGCAGCUCGGAUGCCUCUACGAGUUUCGACACCCGUUUGCCCUUCCAGGCGACCGAGACGCUUCUGCCGGGUACCAGCUUCGAUCUCGAGACCGGCACGUUCACGUGUGGUGUGCCGGGCACCUACGUGUUCAUGUUUUCUGUGUGCAAAUCUCCUUCCAGCAGCUACCUGAACGUUCAGCUCCGGAAGAACGGCGUCGUGGUUGUCUCUGGCUAUAGCAGUGAUUCAGGUCGCUAUGAGCAGGUGUCUGGGAGCGCGGUGGUGGUUCUGCAGCGUGGAGAUACGAUGUAUCUCACAAUGUACGGUAGGGCGUAUAGUGAUUCCAAUCACCUCACCUCAUUCAGUGGCUUCCUCCUUUACCCCGAAUAA
Messenger RNA from Patiria miniata (bat star), 565 nucleotides. RefSeq names its product C1q-related factor-like. The record is from RefSeq and is a predicted model, not a curated record. The transcript has 2 exons. Gene Ontology annotation, molecular function: protein binding. Lineage: Eukaryota; Metazoa; Echinodermata; Asteroidea; Valvatida; Asterinidae. Bases 77 to 565 code for a protein of 162 amino acids.